Molecule: messenger RNA, 1014 nt
Organism: Chanos chanos (milkfish)
Lineage: Eukaryota; Metazoa; Chordata; Actinopteri; Gonorynchiformes; Chanidae
Gene: pou4f3
Product: POU class 4 homeobox 3
Exons: 2
Coding region: 1-1014 (337 amino acids)
Biological process (GO): regulation of transcription by RNA polymerase II
Molecular function (GO): DNA-binding transcription factor activity, RNA polymerase II-specific; RNA polymerase II cis-regulatory region sequence-specific DNA binding
Source: RefSeq, a predicted model, not a curated record
AUGAUGGCUAUGAACGGCAAGCAACACUUCACCAUGCACCCGGCGCUGCAGGAACCCAAGUAUUCGAGCCUGCACGCGACAUCCGAGGGCAUGCGUCGAGUUUGCCUACCUGCCCCGCAGCUCCAGGGCAAUAUAUUCGGUGGCUUUGAUGAGAGUCUGCUGGCCCGCGCGGAAGCUCUGGCGGCUGCUGACAUUGUCUCGCACGGAAAAAGUCACCCUUUCAAGCCGGACGUGACCUACCAUACGAUGAGCAGUGUCCCUUGCACGUCUACAGCCUCCACCGUACCCAUAUCCCACCCCUCCAACCUCACCUCGCACCAUCACCUCAACCAGACCUUGGAGGGAGACCUGCUCGACCACAUAUCGUCAGUAAGUUUGUCCGUUAGCGGGAUGGGGGCACCGCCAGACCCGUCGGUGAUGACAACGCAAGCCCAUCAACACCACCUCCAAACGAUGGGCCAUCUCCACCAAGCCAUGGCCAUGGGACACCCACAUACCCUGUCAGUACACAACGGAAUGGCCUGCGUCAACGAUGUAGAGUCUGAUCCCAGGGAGCUAGAGGCGUUCGCAGAGAGAUUCAAACAAAGAAGGAUAAAGCUCGGGGUGACCCAGGCGGACGUGGGAUCUGCCCUUGCCAACCUUAAAAUACCAGGAGUGGGUUCUCUCAGUCAGAGCACCAUUUGCAGGUUCGAGUCAUUAACGCUUUCGCACAAUAAUAUGAUCGCUCUCAAACCUGUCCUCCAAGCUUGGCUGGAAGAGGCUGAAGCGGCUUACCGGGAGAAAAACAGCAAACCAGACCUUUUUAGUGGCAACGAGAGGAAACGAAAACGCACGUCAAUUGCAGCGCCAGAGAAGCGAUCUUUGGAAGCCUACUUCGCCAUCCAGCCCCGUCCGUCUUCGGAAAAAAUAGCAGCCAUCGCCGAGAAGCUGGAUCUAAAAAAGAAUGUGGUUCGGGUUUGGUUCUGCAAUCAGCGACAAAAACAAAAAAGAAUGAAAUAUUCCGCGACUCACUAG